Arctia plantaginis is the source of this 837-nucleotide messenger RNA. The record is from the annotation of a GenBank genome assembly. Lineage: Eukaryota; Metazoa; Arthropoda; Insecta; Lepidoptera; Erebidae.
AUGUAUGGAUUUGAUAAAAUGUACCCAAAUUAUCAGAUUACGUAUUAUUUAAUCUGUGAUCAAGUAAUUAUUGAUAAUUUCAAUCUUGAAACACGUAUAAAUACAGCCCGGGCUGCUCCAUGUGUAUUUACUUGGGAAGUAACUACAGGUACAGAUCACAAAAUGAAAGUCAUCGCUGCUCUCGCUCUUCUCGUUGCGGCCAUCAGCGCCCUUCCAUCGACUCAAAUUGAUGAAAGGAAUGCUCGUCUUGAUAUUAUUGUUAUUGACCACAUUGCGAAAUUGAGUGAAGCAAUUAGGGCCCGUGGUCUUGACCCCUUCCACCUCAGAAGAGAAUCAACAUCUAUUGCAUUGCCCGGAGGCAGGAUCAUCAAAAUGGCAGGUUUAGUCGAAGAUGUUAAGCUCAAUGGCCUUAGCAACAUCGUCAUCAACAGCGUAAACUUUGAUGCCCUCAGCGGUAUUGUCAGUUUUGAUCUUCAGAUGCCCAGUAUCGUUGGAUCAGUUGGGCAUGCUAGCGGUGCACUCCAGUUUUUCAACCAAAACGCCGAAGCUGAAGGCAGUGGAAGGCUUGCUGUAACCAAUGCCCGUGUCUCAGGUUUCGUUAGCGUUGCUUUUGGAAUUGCUGGUGUCGUUGCCACCGACGCUCACAUCCUGGCCUCCAUAGAAAACAUUGAGUCAGACAUUUCUCUUCACCUCCAAGUAGGACACAGAGAUUACGAUUUGGGACAGUACUUAAACAGCUUCUUUAACGAUCACCUUUUGGAGCGUCUCGAAGCUUUCCAGAAUGAAAUCAACCAACUUAUCGCCAUCUACCUACUGAGAAACAUCAACAGAUUCUAA